GCUUGACCAACCAAAACUGCCUAACAACCAGUACUAGUGUUUAAUCCUUCUUUCUUCUAAAGCUCAACUUUACUACAAUUACAAUCACACCCUCAUCACUAAAACCCUAAUCACUACGUUUCCCUCUCUCGCCUUUCCGUCUAUGCAACAUGUAUCAUGUGAAGAAAUUUUCAACUGCAAGCUUAGUGCCUCAUAAACCUCAAGGUGUUGAACAACUUGAAAAUGCAGUAAAAGUUUCAGAGUCUGGUGGCGGGUCUGGGAGGCAGCGGUUGCGGUGGACUUCUGAUCUUCAUGACCGUUUUGUGGAUGCUAUUAUGCAACUUGGUGGACCAGAUAGGGCAACACCUAAAGGAGUUUUAAAAGUGAUGGGUGUACCUGGACUGACCAUUUAUCAUGUGAAGAGCCAUUUACAGAAGUAUCGUCUUGCAAAGUACCUGCCAGAAUCUUCUGCUAACGAUUCAGACGAGAAUAAAGUCUCUGGAGAGAGCUUGUCUGGCCUGGAUACCAAUUCCCCGGGAGUGCAAAUUAAUGAAGCAUUGACAAUACAAAUGGAGCUUCAGAAACGUCUUCAUGAGCAGCUUGAGGUGCAAAAACAGUUACAAAUGAGAAUUGAAGCUCAGGGGAAAUACUUAGAGAAGAUUAUUGAGGAGCAGCAGAAAGUCGGAGAUGCAGUAAAAGCGUCUGACGCUGUAACAUCAGCUGACGAUAAGGGAAAACCAUCUGAGUUAGAAACUCCUCCUGAUGCGCCUGCAGAGUCCUUUUCUUCCUGAAAGAAAUGGAUGAUAAGUGCCUGGUGUCACAAAGUUUAUUGAAAGCACCAUUCAGGUGGUGAGAUUAAAAUUGGUAUGGUUCUGAUGCUAGAUCCAUUGUGUUGCUUAAUAUAAGAUUCUUCCGUGUGUGUGUGUGUUAUUUUUAUGUUUGUGUCACUGUUGUUGAAAUGCUUGACUUUGUGUAUAUUGUGAGCUUUUAAUCCAUUGUAAUCAUUAAUAAAAGUACACAUGUAGGUUGUUUUUC
Messenger RNA from Pistacia vera, 1014 nucleotides. RefSeq names its product myb family transcription factor PHL7-like. Lineage: Eukaryota; Viridiplantae; Streptophyta; Magnoliopsida; Sapindales; Anacardiaceae. The record is from RefSeq and is a predicted model, not a curated record. The transcript is spliced from 7 exons. Gene Ontology annotation, molecular function: DNA-binding transcription factor activity; DNA binding. Bases 150 to 770 code for a protein of 206 amino acids.